Messenger RNA from Drosophila pseudoobscura, 607 nucleotides. Its product is annotated as protein new-glue 1. The coding region runs from base 79 to 450 and encodes 123 amino acids. Lineage: Eukaryota; Metazoa; Arthropoda; Insecta; Diptera; Drosophilidae. The transcript has a single exon. The record is from RefSeq and is a predicted model, not a curated record.
GCUGAAAACGUCAGAGAAGAGUUAAAGCUCUUCCACUGAAUUUAUCCCGAGCCAAGUAGUCCUCAGUCCUCGGCCAGUAUGAAGCUUCACUGGCUGCUCCUGGCCGUUUGUCUGGCCUGCUCGCUGCGGAUCAGCUGCGGCAGCGGCACCAGUACCACUUCCACUACCGGUGCAGCGACUGUGACCACCACCAGCGCCAGCGCCGCCGACGUCACCACCACCACCACCAGCGCCUCCACCCCGGAGGCCACCACUUCGGCCAGCAGCAGCAGCAGCGACGAUGCUACCACAGCCGCCAGCAGCAGCAGCAGCAGCAGCAGCAACAGUAGCAGCUCCUCCAGCAAGAAGAGUGCCGCUGCCAGGCGCAAGGCCCGGCUACGUCGUCGGAGGAAGGCUGCCAGAAGGCGGGCUGCCAGAAGGCGUGCUGCCAGAAGGAGGAACAGGGGCUAGACAGAACGGACAGGAACCGGAACCGAUACCGAUACCAAUAGCGAUGAGGAGGCUCCCCCGCACGCUGGAAGCUCCAAUUUGUUGUUGUACCCCUCUUUGUGUAUGUCAAUGUUCAGUAAUUAAAUAUGUAUCCUGGGCUAUGGUUUAGAAAUGCUUA